Molecule: messenger RNA, 951 nt
Organism: Fusarium verticillioides 7600
Lineage: Eukaryota; Fungi; Ascomycota; Sordariomycetes; Hypocreales; Nectriaceae
Exons: 1
Coding region: 1-951 (316 amino acids)
Source: RefSeq, a predicted model, not a curated record
AUGUCCAGUCCAGGGGCAAGCGAGGAGACUACCCUCCUUGAUACCUUCGACUCUCACGAGACCCAAGAAAUCUACAAUAUCAAACCGCAUCCGGCCACCAGCCGCCUCAUAGAUUCCUACCCAGUCACUCGUGCAAAGCCCAUGCGCGUUCUAUGCCUCGGGCAAUCAAGAACAGGCACCACGCCCCUCUUCAUGGCCCUUAAAAAAUUAGGCUACACGCCAUACCACAUGUCCCUUUCCCUUAGCAGCCCCAAGACGAACCUUGGUCUCUGGCGUGAAGCUCUCGAUGCCAAGUUCUACGGGAAGGGCAAGCCCUGGGGCCGUGAAGAAUUUGACAAAAUACUCGGGCGGUACGAUGCUGUGGCUGAUCUGCCGGCCAUCUGCUUCAUUGAAGAGCUCGUGGCUGCGUAUCCUGAAGUCAAAGUUAUCGUCACCCAGCGCGAUGUUGAUAGCUGGCUUCGAAGUAUGGACUCGACGAGAGGCCGAGUCCUCCGGUGGCCUCUGUGGAAUACUCUUGCGAGAUGGGAUACCAAACUAGCUGGCCCGUUCUGGGAGUUUUCAAAGAAAGUCACGCCCGCCAACUUUCACACCAUAACAGACUUCUCUGAUAAGUCGCCAGCUCGCCAGGCAUUUCACGAUCACUACGACCUCGUCAAGAGGAUAGUUCCAGCAGAAAGAAUGCUCGAGUUUGAAGUCCAAGCGGGAUGGGGUCCGCUUUGCAAAUUCUUGGAUAAGGAGAUCCCUGCGGAGGAGUUCCCGAGGCAGUAUGAUUCAAAACAGUUCGUUUUGGAACAUAGCUUGAUGUGGUGGAUUGCUUUUGCCAAGAUGGUUGGGAAGGCUUCUUUCAUGACUGCUGUAUCCGGAGUCAUUGCCUCGAUAUUUGCGAUGUGGAGGUUGAAAUAUGCUGUUAAGAUUGCUGCUAUGCUUAGGCCGAUCGCCGACUUGUCUUGA